Molecule: messenger RNA, 9802 nt
Organism: Manacus vitellinus (golden-collared manakin)
Lineage: Eukaryota; Metazoa; Chordata; Aves; Passeriformes; Pipridae
Gene: PLAGL2
Product: PLAG1 like zinc finger 2
Exons: 4
Coding region: 915-2399 (494 amino acids)
Cellular component (GO): nucleus
Source: RefSeq, a predicted model, not a curated record
CCAAGCUUCACCUUGCACACCCUUUCCAGGGAUCCUGAUAUGCCUGACAAUACUUUUGCAAUUAAAAGAACCAAUUAUGGUCAGCUUUGAGCAAGAAGCUUCAAAACAUCUCUAGGUAAGAGUUAAGAAUUAACGUUAAAAAAAAGAAGAGGAAAUCUGAGCAGCUGCUUCAUCAUGAUCGCUGGUGAGCCCCAAAGAGUGAGAAUGGAGAGCUAUAAAAAACUACAUCUUAAAAAACUAUAUGUAGUUUACAGUUCCCUAUAAACUAUAGGAUUUAAAAAUUCUAUCUGACCUCACGUUGGAAAUACAGGAGAUGACAGAGAGAACAGUCUAGAAAUGACCGUGAGGAGCGUCAGAGGGCAGGAGCAGGUGUGGGCAGCCCAGCAAGUGACUGCACACGGGGGAACCUGCAGCACCAAGGGCUGAGCUCACAGCCCUGAGAACCACAGAGCCUGUUCCUCCUUUGCUCAGAACUCAUCCCGUAACCUGGGGGGGUGGUCCAUGCCAAAAAACGAGGAGGGUUUCCCGUGGAUGUCGCGCUCUCUUUUCACAAAGGCGGUGAAGGAAGAGACGCAGUUCCCGAUGAAGUGAUCGGACUGGCCAAGGAUGUACAGAUCAACCUGAGGCACUUCUGGCUGCAAGCUGACAACCUUGAGCUGCAGAGAAACAAGGGAAGCAGGUAGCUUUGAAACUGGCCCAGAUGGCCGAGCUCGUUCGGAGGAAAAGGAGCAACGACCUGGCGAGAGUGGCAGAGACUCCCCGGAGACCUGUGGAGCAGGAGAUGAAGAAGUUUGGCUGUUAAAGCAGUUUGGUCACAGAGGGCUCCAACAGAAAACUGCACCAGGACAACACCCCAGCGAGCCGCCCGCAGGCUCGAGUUCUGCUUGACAUGGCCCUGCUCUACUAGACCUGCCAUGACAGCAUUUUUUCCCAGUGUUCCCAACUGGAUUCAAGAUGCAAAGCAGGAGGAGGAAGAGACAGCCUGGAAAUUAGUCCCCAGACCAAGAGGUGAAGAGACCGAAAGUCAGGGAAAAUGCCAGUGUGAACUAUCGGAGCCCUCCUUCCCUCACGUGGACAAGCUGAGAACUCACACGCUUUCCCAUUCGGAGCAGAGACCCUACAACUGCCCCCAGCUGCACUGUGGCAAGGCCUUUGCUUCCAAGUACAAGCUCUAUAGGCAUAUGGCCACGCACUCUGCUCAGAAGCCUCACCAGUGCAUGUACUGUGAGAAGAUGUUUCACCGGAAGGACCACCUUCGGAACCACCUCCAGACCCACGAUCCCAACAAGGAGGCCCUGCACUGCCCCGAGUGCGGCAAGAACUACAACACCAAGCUGGGCUUCAGGCGACACCUGGCCAUGCACGCGGCUGCCAGCGGUGAUCUCAGCUGCAAGGUGUGCCUGCAGACCUUUGAGAGCACCCAGGUCCUGCUGGAGCACCUCAAAGCUCACUCCAGGCGGGCGUCCGGCGGGGCGAAGGAAAAGAAGCAUCCGUGUGACCACUGCGAUCGGCGCUUCUACACCCGGAAGGACGUGCGGAGACACUUGGUGGUGCACACGGGCAGGAAGGACUUCUUGUGCCAGUACUGUGCUCAGAGGUUUGGGAGGAAAGAUCACCUGACCAGGCACAUGAAGAAAAGCCACUCCCAGGAACUGCUGAAGAUUAAGACGGAGCCAGUUGACAUGUUGGGUCUGCUCAGCUGCAGCUCCUCUGUCGCAGUGAAGGAAGAGCUGAGCCCCGUCCUGUGUAUGGCAUCCAGAGACAUGAUGGGUGGUAAGAGCUUCCCUGGCAUGCUGCCUGUGGGCAUGUACAGCACGCAUCUUCAAACCAUGCCAAGCUCAGGCAUGCCCCAUUCUUUGGUUCCUAAUUCUCUUCCAAUGGGAAUGAGCUAUCCUCUGGAGUCUUCUUCUCCCAUCUCCUCCCCACCGCAACCUCCUCCAAAGUAUCAGCUUGGAUCUACCUCAUAUUUGCCUGAGAAACUACCCAAAGUAGAGGUGGACAGCUUUUUGUCAGACUUCCCUGGCAGCCUGUCUCUCUCAUCUGGUGAGCCUCAGUCCUCUUCGCCUCAGCCACCUGCCCUGGACGAGGCUUUGCUUUCCAAGAGCCCUGCUAACCUCUCAGAGGCUCUCUGUGCUGCUAACAUGGACUUUUCUCAUCUUCUUGGCUUCCUCCCCCUAAAUCUUCCUCCUUGCAAUCCACCUGUAUCGUCGGGGGGAUUGGUCAUGGGCUACUCGCAGGGGGAGGCGCAGCCACUGCUCACCACUUUGCAACAUCAACCUCAAGAGUCUCCCGGAGCCGGGGCCUCGCUGAACUUUGGGCCCCUUCAUUCACUGCCCCCCGUCUUCACCUCCAGCUUGAGCACAACCACGCUGCCACGGUUCCACCAGGCAUUCCAAUGAGCUGGAAAUAGCACUGGAGAACAGAUCUUUCAGCCACCCUUUUGCGGAGAUGGAGAGCCUUAAAAACGCACAACUCUUCCUUCCCUGGGGGUGUGAAAGCUCUGCAGAGCUGGGUCAGACGGGAGGUUUCUGAUCUCGGAGGGAGCACUUGUAGACUGGAACAGCUGACAUCCCGUGUGAGUCCCAGUCCUGUACAGAGGAAAGAUUUCAGCUAAUAGACUGGAUAUAUUUUAUCUAAUUUUUAAUCUGUGAAUCAGGAGCCGCGCUUAGCACUGACCUUCCCUGAGAAUCCUGGAGCUAUGUUCCUCUCUGGGAAGGGACUGUCCCUGAGGAGGAGUUGAGGCUCUUUCAUCUUGGGCUAAACUUUUGAAGAGUCCAGCUUCCAUUUCAUGUUAUCACACUGCAAUUCUGGCAAACCAGCCAACACCUCCACAUGGAGAAGAAGUCAGGAUACCCUCUCUGUAUGAAGCCAAUGGGGAAGAGGCUGUCCUUCCCCACUACCUCUCAUCCCAUCACCCAACACAGCUUACUCCACAUCAGUGUUAAGCAACAAGCCCGUUUACAUAGUGAAUUCAGCUUGGUCACCUCAUUCUUCUUCAGGAGCCAUUAGGUUAAACUCGUUACAGUGAACAUUGUUUACACAAUACAAAUCUGUUUCUGCCAGCCAUUACAAAAAUAGGAGGCACCAGAAUACACUGGGUUCAUCUCUGGUGUAGCUAGAACACUGUUUACACAACGAAGUCAGGUUGCACUGAUUUCUCUUCACUUACCAUGUUCUUCCCCCAUGGGGAAAUACACUGCUUUCGGACCACUUCAGCCUCUGCCCCUGUAGGCAGCAACUUCCCACCUUUUCAUGCUGGCUGUUCCACGUGAAGGGGAUGGAGCAGCUCUCACAGCUUAGCUUGGUGUGUGGUGUAUGGACAGAGCCCUCUUAAAUAUCUCCCCCAGGAAAAGAGAUCUGGAAACCAAAGCAUGUGAGAGAGCUGGGUGAGGAGCUCAGGACAUCGAGCACUGGCAUACCAGGCAUGGGUGAGAACUGGCUGCAGGCCCUGCUCCCUGGGUUCCCUUGGGAUGAGGAACAGAGUAUGAGCUUCUGGGGUUUGGGGUUAUUUACCAUAACCAUUCAGCGAGGUCAGCACCCUUUUUGGCUUAUCCAGGAAGCAGUCUCGAGGUAUAUUUUGACCUCAAUGGUGGUAACAUCCAGAAAUCGAGGAAAAAUUGGUCCCACCUUCAGGUACACUCUGUCAGUGUAUCUGAAGCAUUUUCCCCAACACCAGUAGUUCUAACAGAUGCUAAGGGUUUUGGCCUGCAGUCACCCUUUCACUUUGGAUUUGGUUCCACUGGCCUUUUUCGUUCUCUCCUUCUCAAGCCUUCCCUCCUGAAGUUAAAAGUCCUCUAUCCCUUGCUCCCUGCCCCACCUCUUAAACUCUUCCACGGGCUGACUACCUACCAGGGCAGAAGGGUUACACUGGGAAGUGGCAGCCAGCUACUGAUGUCCUUUAGCAUCUGCAUUGUCUCCUGCUCCCCUUUUCCUGGGCACUUGUACUGCAGAUGGGGACACACGGAGGUCACUCACUGUGCAUUGAUGCAUGCUGAUGUCUAUGGACAGGGAGAUCUUCAUACCUCAGCACGGGGGAACCACUGUAGGUCAACAUAAACCAGGAAAUCUGUCAAUAUUGUUCUCCAUAAAUCUAGAAGAUGCAAAAUCUACCUCUACUCUGUUAGCUCCUUGGGCAAAGCCAGAUGCUGUCCUCCCUCACCUCCCCAGAGAACAUCCCCUUCAGUCGAUGCAGAUUCCUUCCUGCUGAGCCAUGAUCCCACCGUGUGACAUCAGCCAGGCCUCAUUCGGUCACAGGCUUGUCCCUCUUCUGUUUUACUCCAGAAUUUUAUUUUUAAUUUAGCUUAGUAAUUCUUCCCAGAAUGACUCUUUAGCGAUCCAUUGAUUCUCCAGAACAUAGAUCGGUUGUUUUAGGUUAGCCAGCAAUGCUGCAAAUAAGACUUUUGUAUCAAAAUGUAAUAUAAGAUUUAUUUACCUCAGCAAUAUCCUGUGGCAAUGAUCUCCCCGAGUUGAAUGCAGUACUUUUUUCCUUUUCUCCACUGGAAAAUGUUGCCUUUCCAAGUCCAAUGAGUGCCUUCUUGUUCUCUAACCUAGCAAAGGUAAACAGGGCAUUGCAGCCAGUCUGUUUACCGGCAUUGAAUACCUCAGGCCUGUCUUCUAUUGCUUUGCUCUUUGCAAAUUAAAAGAGUUUCACACUGUUACCAAUUAUAUGCAAGCCUUAUCCCUGUCUUGAGUUGAGAGGAUUAUUAUUUUUUUGAGAAAUAAAUGGUCAGAACUGAUCACUCACUGCCAGUGAGGAUUAUCAGAUUUAUGCAAUGCCAUCACACACCUUCUCCCAUGCAGAACAUUCAGCUUUCUUGCUUUCUGCCUGCAUUGUACUCUGAACAGAUGUCAUCACUGGAAUUCCUUUAGCAGUGGUAGCUAAACUUAGAGCCAGGCAUCUUUUUCCUACCAGUAGUCUGUCAAAGAAUAAAUGGAAUUCAUUUUGCUAUGAUUUGCACGUGUGAUUUGCUUUCCACAGCUACUCUAACAAGCAGAACUGCCAUAACCUUUGUCAAUGCAAGGAGAGUCUAACCCAGCAAAGGCAGAUGUCAGAUACAGCACUGGAGCUGAUUUCCAGGAAAACAAAUUCCAAGUUCCUGUUCCACAACAGAGUUUAAUCUGCAAGUAUUUUAUCAGCCAGCCUAAAACCAAUGAGACUAAUUCCAUUUGAAAUACUGACUGUGCAAUUCACAGAACAGAUUAUAUUAUAAUUAACUUUUACCUGUUCAUAAGAGAAAACUUUGAGCAUCUAAGCUACAGCACUUGAGAAUCCCAGUCCAUUAGGAAGUAUGUACCAAGCUAUUAGGAAAACCAGUGGAAGUCAGCUUAGCCAAGCUCCUGCCAGUGCAACUGGAGGUAAGGGACAAGGGUUAACUUUGGCAUGCUGUGAGGGGGAUUGCUGCAGCACAGCCUGCAAUCUGUUCUGUGGUGUAUGUGCAGGGCUUUGUGCAUGAGGCAAUGGCAGACACUGUGCUGGUUAUGUGAUAUAAAAAAAAGCUUCAUCCCACGAAGAGUUUGGUUUUGGUUUUUGUUUGGUUUGGACCACGAGUUUGGGGACAGGACGUGGCUGUGAGUCAGCCCAGCAGAGCCCUGUGAACCACUGCACUGUGAUCUCUAUGUUCCUGGCACACCUGUAUCACAGGUAGCAUCAGACUGAGCCCAAGAGGAGUGACUACAGCAAGUAAAUGGUCAGGAGGGUUUAGUUAAAUAAAUAUUUUAAAGUGUGGCUGACUUGGGGGAUGUCCAAGAGCAAUAUGAAAUAUCAAGACUGCACUAUAUUUAUAUUUAUAAUAUAUAAACCAAUUUUGCUCCAGUCAGCAAAAGAACAGCAUAUGAACUUGCCAGCCUUUAUAAAUCAGAUCCCAGAUUCUCAAAAAGCCAAGGACUUAAUGUCCCACUACUAAUAAUGAUUCCAGCUCGCUCGCUAGCAAAUAGCCAAGCCAAGCCAUUCCCUGGCAGCAGAGGGUUAACUCACCUCACCUGUCCUCCCAGGCUCAGAUUGCCAGAGCCCUGUGAAAGGCUGAAGAUCUUUUCCCCCACGGGAUUACAGCUCACUCAAAAUCCAUUUGUAGGAAGGAACAGCAUGUUAUCUUGCAUUUUCUUCCACUGAAUUUCACUUGACAGAAUACCCACACACCGUGUUGUGACAGAGCCCGUUCUGUGUCUCACAACAGCACUGCUCUUUACCCUCAGUGUUGAAAAAUGGUGUCACUUCAACUGGAAUCCCUUUUCUCCCUCCAGUAGAUUGAUGAUUUCAGUACUUUUGUUGUGAGCUCAGCUCUUUGUUCUUUAAUUCCUUCCUUGCUGACAGGUGAAUAGCAGCUGCUGGGAAGAUUUCCUGCAGUUCACUGAAAAAAAUCCCCAUUUCUUUUCUCUGCCACUGCACCACCUAUGCUGUCGGGACAGAACAACCCCGAGGAGGCAUUUUCUGCUGCCUGCAAUUAAAAUUUCCACAAAGAAAUCUUCAAAGAUGCUUUUCCCAUCACCCGACCUUCUUGCUUAUCCUCUCUAAUCCCGGUUAGUCAGGCUGACUGAAUUCUCCCUCAGGUGCCUAUUUUUAGUUAAUUGCCUGCCCAAGCCCUGGAGAUAUUCUGCCACCAGAGUGAGGUGGAUGAAUGGCUCAAAUAAAACCACUUCAGGUUUCCAACCUCAUCCAAAAUUUGCUUCUUUUCCAUAACUUAUUUCUCGUAUUUUUCCCAGUUCUCGGAGAUGGGAAUUGCCUUGUGAAGCUCUGAAUCCCAUUCCACCAGACCCCGGUGUGGUAGGAGAAGGCAGUUUGGUUUAGCCUGAUCUACUGGACUAGGACUGGCAAAACCUGGGCUCUGUUUUCACCCUGAUCCCCAGCCCUGGCACCUCUCACCCUUUCUGUGCCUGCUUCCCUGUAACAGGCCACAGCCAUACCAAGCCUCCCCUGGGAAGCAGCUGGAAGCUGCCCAGGGGGGCACUGUUACCACUGACUCAGCUUCCUUACAGGACCACUAUUCCUGCUCCCCACCAUCACCACAUCCCUGGUGUGAGCAGACCCCCCUCAGGUUCUGCUGUCCCUGCUGCACAAUCCAUGCACACAUAGGGCUCACCUCUGGCUAUUCCCUGCACCCAGGGGCAGACUCACUUCGUUCUGCUGAAUAACUGGAAUCCUUUAGGAAUCCUUCCACGUGUUUCAGCCAUUCUUGUGGCUCCAGGUAAGGAGUCUCAUUCCACAGUGCACUCUGCAAUCUGCCAGCUCCACAUGUUCCCACAGACCACUCGCCACUAAACGCUUCAGACUGGCACAGGAAAAAAAAUGGAACUGGUGAUCAGAAAUGAGACCAGAAAACAGAUCACAUUCUGCUUCUCACAAAUCCACAUCAGGAGAUGAGCUCAGCUUUUCUGUCCAAAGUACAUACUAUUUCAUUGUGCACAGGGAGGCUCCAGGAGGAGCCUGAAACACCUUCACUGUGUGCUCAUGGCUGAAGCUUGGUCUGUGCCAUCUUUUCCACCAGUGCCUAAAUAUGAGCAUGCACAAAGUACAUACAUGACACAGAAGGAGCUUCUCUGUAUCAGGAGAUCACAGUGACAAGGAAAGUUAAAGGCAUUGGCAAAUGAUCAAAAAAUAGAGAAUUUGGAAUCUGGGUAUUUUUAUACUAUUAAAUAGGUCAGUUUUUCAUUUCCAGUUAGGGGAAGAACCCUCAACAAUAAAGUGUCUCAUUAAAAACCAGCUGUCCCUCAGUUUCACCCUCUGAUCACAAACUGUGUCUUUGUUUUAAACUACUAUGCAAGUGGAUAACCAGCUCUACCACAGAAUGUACUGAGUGGGCAGGGGACAGCUCCAAAGCCUGUGGGACAGGGACAGACACACCUCUGUCAUCCAGGUGAACAGACCACAGACCUGCCUGCAGCCCUUUUCCCUCUGUAGUCAGUGUCUUGCACUUGAAGGUAACACAAGCUUUGCUCAUGGUCCUCAGCAGCAGCCACUUCAAGGUCAGCAGAAGGGUGCAGGAGCCUGCAAACUCCAGCACAUCCCAUAACUUCUGCUAGAAGCCUCUCUGGAGUUUGUGAGAUCUCCUCACCCUGCUGAGUGCCUCAGCCUUGAUGCUUCGUGGGAUUUUCCCACUCAUACCUAGGAACAAUUUUUAGAAAGGUUGUUUUGUAACAUGUGUACCAGUGUUUUUCUUAAAUGAGGAUACUGAUGAAGAACACAAGAGCUGUCUGCUGAGGUGCUCCAAGAGGCACAGAAAGGAACCUGUGGAACCACGAGGACUCACCCUUGGAGCAACUGAGCUCUGAAACUGUUGCUGGAGGAAAAGCUACUGAGCGACCUUUGCAACCACAAGUCAUUUUGAGAACCCUCUCCCAGGCACAAGCUCUGCCAUCUGCCCCAGGAGCCAGUGGACAUGCCCUUGGAAGGUGAAGGGUUUGGGGAUUAGCCCUGGGAGUGGGUGGAAGAGCCGUGGUCUCCCUCCCCGAGGCUGCUGUUCACGCUGUCCCUUCUUGUGCUGGAUCUGGACAGGCCCUGUGCCUGACCUCCCUCCCUGCAGCUACAGCUGCCAAAGCCAGAAACUUCCCAUUGUUAAAGCUCAAUUGGUUUUCUAAAAACAAACUUUCUAGCACUUUUACACACAGUGAAUAACCUCUUUUAAUGGAGUAUUUUGGGGGCUGUAAACAAGGUUUUUAAAUUGUAAUUAAGUGCCAUUAGGAAAUGUACGGUUCAUCACUAAAAUUAGCUCUUGCAAAAGAAGCUCAAAUUGAAAGCAUUUUUUUUAUAAUGAAGUUGUUUAUUAAAAGCAUUUGGAUGAUCUGCCCCGGGCAUCUUCUUGGGGAGGAACUGGGGUUUGGUUGGUUUAAGUAAAGACAGAAUCAUAAAGCAGGUCAAAGACCCAGUUCCCUGCAUGAAGCCACACGGGUUUGUCUUUCAAGCAAAGAAUUACACCCCUGCAAAAAAAGACCCAGCACCCCCCUGGGGAUGCAGCCACAGCCAACACCAUAAUCCCCUGUCAGGAGAAUAAUGUUUGUUAGACAGAAAGUUCUGGUCACUUGGUUUCACUAGAAUUUCCAGCCCAUGUGGCAGCAUUUCAGACGAGUCCAGCCCACACCCCCUCCCAAAUAACCCCGACAUGCUCCACUCCCCAGGGGCAGCAGAACCAGGACCAAACCUUAAGCUAUGAGCAGCUGCAGGCACCGGCAAGCAUUUGGAGAUGAAAAAGGGUGAAGCACACCCUCCCCUCUUGGGAUUCUCCUUCAGAACACAGAUUAAGAGCUGACAGCCACGAUCAGUGUUCAGGUGCUUUUCUCUAGGUACGAUCUGGUUUUCAUUCCUAAAGCAGCUGCUGGUGAAACGUGCCCUUUCCUCAGCAGCUUUCCCCCGGAGCUGAGGGCUGUGACAGGACAUGAAUACACUCAAUCUGCCAAAAAAUAAGAAAGAAGUUCAGCACAGAUUGUCCUGUUGGUGGAGCUGAAGCUUCCUUUGCCUUUUUUAAAAGGAAAAGAGACUAUUCUGAUGAUUUCCAAGUUUUGAUUCAAGCAUUUGCCUGCUCUGGUCUCAGUCACAGACGUUCAGCAGCCCCUGACAUUGGCACCUCUGUAACCUGGGGGAAGCACAUUCAUUGCUCUGCUGGGCAGAACGUCUCAGGAAAGGGGAUUUCACUCUCCCUCCCUCAGGCAGCAUUCCAAUGGAUGCUGGCUGCUCUCCUGCCAUGCAUUCCCCCAGCAAAACACACAAGCUCUGGGAAGCCAUGGAUGACAAUGUUGAAGGCUCUGCUUCCACAGCACCAGCACAAGUCCAACCUCCCAUUUGGAAGGAAAUGGCAGCCCCAUUCUGAGCUGU